Molecule: messenger RNA, 761 nt
Organism: Musa acuminata subsp. malaccensis (wild Malaysian banana)
Lineage: Eukaryota; Viridiplantae; Streptophyta; Magnoliopsida; Zingiberales; Musaceae
Source: RefSeq, a predicted model, not a curated record
CUUCGCUUGCGCCUGCCUGGCGGUUUCAGUUCGUUUCUUUCGGGUCGUGUUUCCUCUGCGAGCGAGUGAGAUCGAGAGAGAACACAGCGAUCGAGUAAGGAAUGGAGAACGUGACGGGGCUUCUCCGGGUGAGGGUAGUGAGGGGCGUCAACCUCGCCAAGCGUGAUGCUGGAGAUAGCGACGCCUACGUCGUCGUCCUCAUGGGCGAUCAGAAAUUGAAGACCAAUGUAAAAAAGAAUAGUCUGAAUCCAGAGUGGAAUGAAGACUUGAACUUUUGUGUCUCAGAUCCCACUCAACCACUUAAGAUUGAAAUUUAUGACAAAGACACGUUAACCCAAGAUGAUAAGAUGGGCGAUGCCGAGUUGGAUAUACAGCAAUUCAUGGAGGCUGUCAAGAUGGGUUUGGCAGAUCUUCCAAAUGGUUUCGUGAUUGAAACUAUGAGGCCAAGUCAACAAAACUGUCUAGCUGGAGACAGCACUAUUACUUCGAAAGAUGGUACGAUUGCUCAAGAUGUUGUCCUUCAACUCAGAAACGUGGAGAGUGGCAAUGUGGAGCUGCAGCUGCUGUGGCUUAGCGUUCCCUGCGCGCCAGAUUUCUAGCAUGUGUUUUCUGCAGCGUAGGAAGUCAUCCCACCAUGGCACGAUGGAUUUGUUUGACUCCAUGAUACCAGCGGGCUUUCUGAUACUUCUAUCGUUUGCGUCGAAUCAUCACUCUAGAAUUGGUGGUUUAGUGGUUCAACAUUUCUAUGACAAUGGUUUAUG